ACGGGCUCUCCUACACGCAUCAAAUGUUCCGCACAAAUUUUGGGCGGAUGCUCUGUCCACCGCAAAUUACCUGGUGAAUAUCUUACCUUCAAAAGCUAUUAAUCUUCAAAUCCCUCUACAAUGCUUGCAGGGGAAAUCUCCUACCUACGGUCACCUUCGAAGUUUUGGUUGUCUCUGCUUCCCGUGGCUCAAACCUUACGCUGCAAACAAGUUCUUACCUCGCUCCGCAGAAUGUAUCUUUCUCGGUUACUCUCCCAACCACAAAGGGUACAAGUGUUACGACAUCAAGAAUGACCGGAUUUACACAUCUCGGCAUGUGGUCUUUUGCGAAAAUUCUUUCCCCUACAAGAACAGCAAACCUUCACCUAUCUCACCCAUACAACCUCAGCCUCCCGCUCACGCACCUUUACUUCUACCACCAGCUACCAACACAUCCAUCUCCACUCACUCCAAACCUCCUUCUCGGGUUCCUGUUGCUCAACAAUACUUAAACACACCAACCUCCACUUGUAACCGAUCACCUAUAGUCUCAUCCGUCUCACCAACUCACACAACCGGCCAAUCAAACUCAUCACAUGCAAACCAGACUAAAGUCUGGCAUUUCCAAGCCAAAACAAAUUCUUAAUCUACUCGCUCAUACCUCUACACCUGUGACACCAACCACGUAUAACCAAGCGUCCAAAUCUGCUCACUGGACCCGGGCAAUGUCAGACGAAUACAAGGCUCUGCAAACACAAAACACCUGGACUCUGGUUCCUAAACCAGCGAACAAACCUGUCUUGGGCUGCAAAUGGACUUACCGGACCAAGUUAUUUCCUAACGGCCAAGUCGAUCGAUACAAAGCUCGGCUUGUCGCUCUAGGCUACAAUCAACAAUUCGGAAUUAAUUAAAACGAAACCUUCAGUCCGGUCGCAAAAAUGCCAACAAUUCAACUUCUCCUCGCUCUAGCAGUCAACCGUCAGUGGCCAAUGCACCAAUUGGAUGUCUCCAAUGCUUUUCUACACGGUGAUCUACCCGACGACAUCUACAUGCGGCAGCCACCAGGCUUCACCGACCAGACUCAGCCAGAUGCAGUCUGUAAAUUACAGAAAUCACUCUACGGGCUCAAGCAAGCUCCCAGACAAUGGUUCAAUAAGCUAACGUCCUUUCUCCAGACACACGGAUUCCGGUUUAGUCGUUCCGACCCCUCUCUUUUAAUUUUUAACAAAGACAACAUUCAAAUUUAUUUUUUAAUCUACGUCGAUGAUUUUCUUGUCACAGGUAAUAAUGACACGGCUAUCAAACAACUCCUCCAUCAGCUUCAAGCGCAAUUCGCACUCAAGCAACUUGGACAAAUCUCACUCUUUUUGGGCAUACAGGUACUUCAAUCCACAAACGGCUUCUUUUUAUCACAACAGCACUAUGCUACAAAACUUUUACACGAUGCAGGAUACGCCGACUGCAACCCAGCCACCACGCCUGUCACACCUUCGUCCAAACAGGAUCCCACCGAAAGUGCACCGUUCCAUGAUCCAACCUUAUACCGUCAACUUGCUGGCUCACUACAAUAUCUAUCAAUUACAAGACCAGAUAUAGCUUUUGCCACCAAUGCAGUCUACCAGCACAUGCAAAAACCAACGGACAAGGACUUCAAAGCACUCAAAAGGUUACUCCGCUACAUCAAAGGAACUAUCACCUAUGGGCUGCCGAUCAACAAUGGACCGUUGGAACUUCGAACCUACACUGAUGCCGAUUGGGCAUCCGACUCAUCUGACCGGAAGUCUAUCUCCGGCUAUUGUUCCUUUCUCGGCCCAACUAUCAUUUCCUGGACAGUCAAGAAUCAAGCCACCGUAGCAAAAUCGUCCACCGAAGCCGAAUACCGGGCUCUCUCUGCCGCAACAUCAGACGUCUUAUGGCUUCGUCGUCUCGCUGAAGAAUUACACAUCCCACAGCUCGCACCAACUCCAAUUUACUGCGACAACACCUCGGCAAUAGCCAUUGCUAAAAAUCCGGUGUUUCAUGCACGGACCAAACACAUAGAGAUUGACUACCACUUCAUACGACAGCAUAUCGAAUCCAAGGCAAUUCAGCUUAUUCACAUUGCUUCUAAUGAUCAAAUAGCGGAUAUCCUAACCAAACCGUUUUCCAUAACUCGGUUUAAUGAACUAAGAACCAAAUUAAACAUUCAACCACAGAAUGCUUAAUUUGC
This is a messenger RNA of Dendrobium catenatum, 2188 nucleotides long. RefSeq lists its product as uncharacterized. Bases 918 to 2183 code for a protein of 421 amino acids. Lineage: Eukaryota; Viridiplantae; Streptophyta; Magnoliopsida; Asparagales; Orchidaceae. The record is from RefSeq and is a predicted model, not a curated record. The transcript has a single exon.